AUGGAAUUGGAACCCCCAGAAGAUCACCACCACCACCCCGAAACCCUCCCACCCUCCUCCACGCCCACCUGCUGCAAAUGCGGCGGCCCCACCGCCAUGGCCGCCCCACCUCCGUCGUGCUCCCCUCCCCCAAUCUACCGCCCCAUCCGGGCCCCCGCCAUCAACCUCCCCCCAAGCAACAACUCCAUCAUCCUCGCCCCGGUCCCACAAGCCAAGAUGGUCCCACCCAUCUCUCCCCCCUUCCACUUCCAACCCCCCUCCAAACGAAUCCAAACCCCCGACGACCUCCGCUGCUUCCACGACUCCGAUUCCGGCAAGCACUUCCUCGGCUUCGUCGUCGCCCUCUCCCAAUCCAUCCGCUCCAACAAGAUCUCCGAUCCCUGCCACGAGUCCCCCGUCACUGCAUCCAUCGUCUCCAUCCUCGAAACCCUAAUCCAAUGGGUCCACGAAAUCCCGCCGACUCAGCAAGCCGCCCGAUACGGCAACGUUUCGUACCGCGUCUGGCACGACCGGUUGGUCCAAAAUAGCCCUGACCUAAUGCUCAAAUUCCUCCCUCCCCAUCUCCAACCUUCCACCGUCGAGAUCGUCCCCUAUUUCACCGACUCCUUCGGAAACCCUAGCCGGAUCGACUACGGCACAGGCCACGAGACCAAUUUCGCGGCGUGGCUCUACUGCCUGGCCAGAAUGGAGGUCAUAAAAGAAGAGGACUACCCUGCCGUGGUGGCCAGAGUGUUCGUUAAGUACCUGGAGCUGAUGAGGAAGCUUCAGCUGGUCUAUUGUUUAGAGCCUGCGGGGUCUCACGGUGUUUGGGGUCUGGACGACUAUCAUUUCCUGCCGUUUAUUUUCGGCUCGUCGCAGUUGAUUGAUCACAAGCACAUGAAGCCUAAGUCGAUUCAUAAUGAUAAUAUAUUGGAGAAUUUUUCCAACGAGUAUAUGUAUCUUUCGGGGGUGGCUUUUGUGAAGAAGGUGAAGAAGGGGCCAUUCUCGGAGCACUCGCCACUCUUGGAUGACAUCAGUGGAGUGCCGAAUUGGAAUAAAGUUAAUAGUGGGAUGCUGAAGAUGUAUAAGGUUGAGGUGUUGGAGAAGGUGCCUAUUAUGCAGCAUUUCCUAUUUGGCUGGCUCAUCAAGUGGUAUGAUCCUUUUACUUAUCUACAUUGCUCUAUUUAA
Messenger RNA from Fragaria vesca subsp. vesca, 1167 nucleotides. Its product is annotated as probable serine/threonine-protein phosphatase 2A activator 2-like. The coding region runs from base 1 to 1167 and encodes 388 amino acids. The transcript has a single exon. Lineage: Eukaryota; Viridiplantae; Streptophyta; Magnoliopsida; Rosales; Rosaceae. The record is from RefSeq and is a predicted model, not a curated record.